GGUAAGAGCCUACCAAGUAUGAAUGGUGCAACUAUUGACGAGCAAGAACUACUCACUGUGGUUCCUUCACAACUCAAACGACUUUGUAAAAAGGUCUUGCGAGGGUUCUAUGAGAGUGAACACGUGGCUAUUAUCAAUGUACUAACGAACUCGCAAUAUCCAUGUUUACAAGAAGACGAUUUGAUCCGUUUGCUAGGGUUUGACAAGAAGCAACUUCGCCAAAGUUUGGUACGUUUAAAGAAUGAAAAACUCAUAAAGCAAAGAGUUCACAAGGAAAAGAAUCCAGAAACAGGGACUCUCAUUAGUUUCAACUACUAUUUUAUUAACUACAAGGUGUUUGUUAAUGUUGUUAAAUACAAGCUUGACCACGUAAGGAAGAAGAUCGAAAGCGAAGAAAAGCAAGCCAAAAAUCGCCCGUCUUUUCUGUGUACACAGUGCUCGAAAAAGUAUUCUGAUUUAGAAGUUGAUCGCUUGUUCGAUUUAGAGACUGGUCAGUUAAAAUGCACUCUGUGUGAGGGACUUGUGGAGGAAGAUUCUGCCAUGAUUAAACAAAGUAACACUUCACGAACCAAUUUGGCUCGCUUUAAUGAACAGAUGGAGCCAAUUUUCCAACUUCUGAGAGAAUGUGAACACAUAAAUCUGGCACCAGCCAUUCUUGAGCCAGAACCACAGGCAGCCCAGCUUGCUGGUGGGAGCCAUGUUUCUCGUCCAUCGGGUCACCGUGGGAGUAAACCAUCCUGGGCAAAUGAUACAGUGGGUGGUAAUGAUGUUAGUGGACCAGGUAUCAAGAUAGAUAUCAUGGGAGAGAAAAGCAAUGAAGAUUCAGGAAAUGUGAAACCACGGGCUAAGGAGGCACCAAUAUGGAUUACUCAGAGCACAGUGUUACCGGUUUCAGGUGCUCAAAGUGAGACAGUUACUAAUGAACAAACCCAUCCCAGUGAAUUGCAAAACAGAAAAAGGAUUGGUUCUGGUAAAGAUGAUGAAAUCCUUGCAGAAUUACUGGUGCACGAGUCAAAAAACAAGAAACCACGUGUAGACAUCAAUGAAGCCCUUGGGGAGGGGGGAGAUGAUGAUAGUGACUCUGGAAGUGAUGAAUCAGACUUUGAGACACCUAUUCCAGGACCAGCCACAAAAGAAAGUGAAGUAACAGAAUCGAUGGAGAUUCACUCAGAAAGUGACCAAGAGGAUGAAGAAGUGCAUGAAAUUAAAAUAGGAAACAAAAUGGUGCCAGUGAAUGAUGUGACUGAGGAAAUGUUGAAGCAAAUGACACCAGAGGAACAUGAGGCAUACACCAAAACACUACAGCAUGUUUAUAGUCAGUUAUAUUAGCACUUAUCUAUAGAUGUGUAGACAGAAACAGUUUAUGUUACCCUCAGUAUCACGACUAGGAGGUACAUCUAUGAAUACACAUCUUGCUGGUUGUCAAGCAUUCCUUGUCACAAACUGGCUUUGAGAAUCUAUGAUCUAUUGAACAGUGUCAAACUGUUUCAAUGUUUUCUUUUUUAUGUACUUUUAAGCUCAAGAUACAAUAGAACUACUGGUAUUUGCAACAGCAAGUAAUUGAUAAAUACAAGUGACGAGUUCCUGUGUUGAGUACUCUUUUGCUACUGGGCAUAAAAAAAACCGUGAGAGGGAUCAAAAACUGGUUUGGAUACUUUUUGAUGACAAAGAUUUAUUAGAAAGGAAAAGUACCAAGAGCAUAAAAGCCCAAAGGAUGUUUGUCAACCCAGUAAUUUUUUUUUUUUAAGAAGACAUCAUCUCUUUGUGAGAUCAAACUCCAGCAUACAUGUAGUUAUUAAAUGUUAUUUCAACAACUGAAAAAAGACAGUCGUAUAUAGGGACUGAUAAUAUUUUGUAAUAUGAAUUGUUAAUAUUGCAUAAUCAUUACCUUUACUUAUAUUGAAGGCCAGAAGUUUCUAAGUGUAUAACUAUUAUGUGGUUACCAUCAUUAAAUGAAUGUUAUGACUUAA
Stylophora pistillata is the source of this 1970-nucleotide messenger RNA. Its product is annotated as general transcription factor IIE subunit 1. Gene Ontology annotation, biological process: transcription initiation at RNA polymerase II promoter. Lineage: Eukaryota; Metazoa; Cnidaria; Anthozoa; Scleractinia; Pocilloporidae. The record is from RefSeq and is a predicted model, not a curated record. Gene Ontology annotation, cellular component: transcription factor TFIIE complex.